AUCAUGAGCGCCCGAUUCUUUUAAGCUAUCGGUCCCUCGGAGCUCAUCUUCAUUCUUGGAUGUCGUGACCGUCACCGUCUCUGUGGGUUGAAUUGGUGCCACCCUACUAGUUUAACGCAUCCCAAAUAUUAGUGCUCAUUGGUUUGUGUCAACAUGGCGAGCCGUGAAAGAGUCUUGGCUUCCCAAACGCCGGAGAAGAGAGCGUCAGUGGAGCGUCCGCCAGACUCGGACUUCUCCCAUUGGGGAAUAGAAGAAACCUGCCAGUACCUUCAAGGAGAAGGUCUUGGAGAGUGGCAAUCUGUUUUUAGAGAACAUAAAGUAUAUGGUGUCGCACUGCGAUAUCUCAAGGAGCAGGACCUGGAGAAGAUGGGCAUAAAGCCUCUUGGUGACAAACUGCGGUUCCUGCACAGCCUGGGCAAGUUGUGGCACAUAGAAGAGGGUCCUCAAACAAAUAAGGUGUUUAACGAUCCCAUCCAUGGGCACAUGGAGCUCCACCCGCUUCUUGUCAAAAUCAUCGACACGCCACAGUUCCAGAGACUCCGAAAUAUCAAACAGUUGGGAGCGACCUACUUUGUUUUCCCUGGUGCGUCCCACAACCGCUUUGAGCACUCCAUCGGAGUGGGUUACUUGGCAGGGCAACUUGUGAAAGCGCUGAACGAGAGGCAGCCAGAACUUCUCAUUUCUCUGAGAGACAUCCUCUGUGUGCAGCUCGCCGGGCUCUGUCACGAUCUGGGACAUGGGCCCUUUUCGCACAUGUUUGAAGCCAAAUUCAUCUCCAAAGCGCGUCCUAAAAUUGCCUGGAAGCAUGAGAAAGCAUCGCUUGACAUGUUUGAUUACCUGGUGGAGAAAAAUAACCUAAAGCCACUGAUGGAACAAUAUGGCCUGGUCCUGGCUGAGGACCUGAUCUUCAUCAAAGAGCUGAUUGCAGGACCUCUGGACAAAGAUGAAGACCUCAAGGGGACCUAUAGAGGCCGUUUAAAGGACAAGUCCUUCCUCUAUGAAAUUGUGGCCAACAAGAGAAAUGGUAUUGAUAUGGACAAAUGGGACUACUUCGCCAGGGACUGCCACAACCUGGGCAUCCAGAACAACUCAGACUAUCGUCGCUACCUUAAAUUUGCCAGGGUGUGUGAGGUGGAUGGUCAGAAGCUCAUCUGCACUCGUGACAAGGAGGUGGGCAAUCUGUAUGAUAUGUUCUACAUGCGCAACUGUCUCCACAAGAGGGCCUACCAACACAGGGUAGGCAACAUCAUAGAAACCAUGAUCACUGAGGCCUUUUUGAAGGCCGAUAAGCACAUUCAGGUCCAAGGCUCGGGCGGCAAAAUGUUCACGCUCUCCACAGCCAUCGAUGACAUGGAGGCCUACACCAAGUUGACAGAUUAUGUGUUUGAGCAAAUACUCCACUCAUCAAACACUGAGCUGGCUGAGGCACAGCAGAUUCUACAGAACAUUCUUUUAAGGCGCCUCUACAAGUAUGUGGGUCAAACUCAACCUAAGAAAUCCCUGAAAGUCACCCAGGAAAUGCUUCAUGCCUGGGAGGUGGACUUGGCGAAGUCAAUCCCUCAGAUGGGCGCCCUCGAUGUGACUUUUGUGCCUGAAGACUUUGUCGUGAGCGUCAUUCAAAUGGACUACGGGAUGAAAAAGGAGAACCCCAUCGACAAUAUGCGUUUCUAUUGCAAGACUGACCCCACCAAAGCCGUUCAGAUACACAAGCAUCAGGUGUCCAAAUUUCUGCCCACGCACUUUGCUGAGCAACUGAUCAGAGUUUACUAUAAGAAGAUGGAUGACGAGGGGCUGGUUGCGGCCAGGCAGCACUUUGUGCAGUGGUGCAUUAACAAAGACUUCAUAAAACCUCAGGAUGGAGAUGUAAUUGCACCCGAACUGACUCCCUUGAACCAAAGCUGGCACGACUGAAAAGGAGACACGGAUGGUGAAGAUUUGGCCUUUAAAAUGGCUCUUUUUCAGGACGAGGACCAGUACAGUUGUUUGUAACUUUGAAAUAGUGGUGAGUCAAAAUAUCAUUUUUUUUAACGGGGUAAAGCAUAAUCAGAAAAGAAUCAUCAGGUUUUCACACCAAAUAUAUUUUGUUCCCCAGUGAUUCAUGUUGCCGUACUCAGGGUUUUUACGCAGAUUGGAACCUCGGCUUUGACGUACUUAGUUUUAUUUAAAUCCGUUUAACCAGGGUUUUAUUAGGUUUUAUUCUUUUAGGAUCAGUUGCAUUUUCACACUAUCAUGCAUUUGCAACAUGGACAACCAUAACUAGCCCAUAAUAGUCUUUUUAAUGAACAAAUGAUACAGAAUGUAUUGUUUCCAUCCAUUGCACAGCCUCUGCAUACAGAACGAAUGUAUUGGUAAUUGUUCCAUGUUUCCCGUUAUUAUCAAGUAGCUGUUUGUGUGUUUUUUGCAUGCAUCUAUCUUUAUUUAAAAGUUUGAGUGCAAUUAUUUUAUCUGAGAUGUUUGGGGUGUUUUUCUUUCCCUCUUGCAAUAACCAAUUUCAACUACAUCUUAUUUAUCUGUGCGUUUGAGCUUAACAUAUUUAUAUACCGCAGAUACUUCUUUUCUCUCACAGUAUGUAAUCCCUGGUUAAAAAAUAAAAGUGAAAGAGUAUGUCAACCAGUGGUUGCAGUUGAAAACAGUUUGUAAAUAAAACAUUUUCAUUCAUUUAUGCAAUUAGA
This is a messenger RNA of Phyllopteryx taeniolatus (common seadragon), 2672 nucleotides long. RefSeq names its product SAM domain and HD domain 1 (gene samhd1a). Gene Ontology annotation, cellular component: nucleus. The transcript is spliced from 16 exons. The record is from RefSeq and is a predicted model, not a curated record. Gene Ontology annotation, biological process: defense response to virus; regulation of innate immune response; dGTP catabolic process. The coding region runs from base 154 to 1911 and encodes 585 amino acids. NCBI's taxonomy places the organism in Eukaryota, Metazoa, Chordata, Actinopteri, Syngnathiformes, Syngnathidae. Gene Ontology annotation, molecular function: protein binding; dGTPase activity.